AUGGUUCUGGCAAAGUCUAAAACCUCGGUGGGUUUGGGAAAUGCCCUGAUGAAUGAUCGCUUCGGCAAGGGCAAAGGCAGCGACAGGAAGAGGACCUCUGCCAUCACCAGGACAAACCACGCCACCGGCGAGCAGUACCUCGUCAACGAGAAGCAGGAUGCCGCCUGGGUCAAGAUGCGAUCCGUCACCGAGCAGGGUGCUCUCGACGAGUUCCUGGCUACUGCCGAGCUGGCCGGCACCGACUUUACUGCUGAAAAGACCAACAACGUCAAGAUUAUUCACACCGAUCAAAGGAACCCUUAUCUUCUCUCUGCCAACGAGGAGAGGGCCGUUCUUGGAAAGCACAAGCAGCACAGGGCUCGUCUUACAGUGCCUCGAAGACCCAAGUGGGAUAGCACAACUACACCCGAGGAGUUGGACGUUAGAGAGCGAGAGAGUUUCCUUAACUGGAGGCGUGGUCUGGCCGAGUUGCAGGAGAACAACGAUCUUCUCAUGACCCCCUUUGAGCGAAAUCUGGAGGUUUGGCGACAGCUGUGGCGAGUUAUCGAGCGAUCAGAUUUGAUUGUCCAGAUUGUCGAUGCCAGGAAUCCCCUGCUCUUCCGAUCCGAGGAUCUUGAGAACUAUGUCAAGGCUGUCGACCCCAAGAAGGAGAACCUGCUCCUCAUCAACAAGGCUGAUAUGAUGACACUCAAGCAAAGGACAGCAUGGGCAAAGCACCUGCGAGCAGCAGGUAUCUCAUACCGGUUCUUCUCGGCGCAACUGGCCAACGAGUUGAACGAGGCGAGGGACUUGAGCGACUCAGAGGAGGAGGCUGGCCCUUCAUCAUCUGGCAAGGCUGCAGAGAAGGAGCCCGCAACUGAGGAGGAGCAGGGAGAGGACAAGCAACAAGAGGGCGCUCCUCUGACGGAAGAGUCCGUGGCAAAGGUUGAGACAAGGACAGAGGAGGAGGUUGAUACCCAGAUUCUUACCGUGGAAGAGUUGGAAGACAUCUUCCUCAGACAUGCACCAACAGAAGAAGGCGCAGAUCGCAAACUCCAAGUCGGCCUGGUCGGUUACCCCAACGUCGGUAAAUCAUCCACCAUCAACGCCCUCAUCGGCGCGAAGAAGGUCUCGGUCUCCUCCACCCCCGGAAAGACCAAGCACUUCCAGACCAUCCACCUGAGCGACCGAGUCAUCCUAUGCGAUUGCCCCGGUCUCGUCUUCCCCAACUUUGCCACCACAAAGGCCGACCUCGUCUGCAACGGUGUCCUCCCCAUCGAUCAGCUCCGCGAGUUCCUGGGCCCCGUCGGCCUCGUCACACUGCGUGUGCCCCAGCCCUUCCUCGAGGCUAUCUACGGAAUCACAAUCCGCACUCGCCCUAUUGAGGAGGGCGGUACCGGUGUCCCAACCGCCGCUGAGCUCCUCCGUGCCUAUGCCCGUGCCCGUGGCUUCCAGACCCAGGGUCUCGGACAGCCCGAUGAGUCUCGUGCCGCACGAUACAUCCUCAAGGACUACGUCAACGGCAAGCUGCUCUUCGUCUCGCCGCCCCCUGGAAUCGAGGACGCGGCCGACUUCAACCGUGAGCUCUAUGAUGAGCAACACCUCCCUGAGAAGCGCCGUGCUGCCCUCGCCGCCGCCAUGGACCACCUCUCUGUCGCCGAGUCAUCCAACAGCUCUCACUUCAUUCCCAUGGACGAUGACUCGAUCGACCUCGCCUCCACCGCAGACGUGCCCGUCCCCGCCGGCCCCAAGUCCAAGCAGCUGGACAAGGGCUUCUUCGGCCCCUCGGGCUCCCAGGGCCACGUCACCAAGCCCUUCAACUACCAAUACUCGGAGCAGGGCAAGGAUGAUGCCCUCGCCGGCAAGCACCUCUCAGGCCGCAAGGCUCGCGCCGUGGUCGCUCUAGAAAACGGCCUCGACCCCAAGGAGGUUCAGAUGGCCUCAAGCAAGAAGCACUUCAAGGGAAACCCCAAGGGUGGAAAGGGCAAGCGUCGUCUCGCUCGAAGGGCCAACGAUGACGAUGAUUAG
This is a messenger RNA of Fusarium keratoplasticum, 2007 nucleotides long. RefSeq lists its product as uncharacterized. Lineage: Eukaryota; Fungi; Ascomycota; Sordariomycetes; Hypocreales; Nectriaceae. The record is from RefSeq and is a predicted model, not a curated record. Gene Ontology annotation, molecular function: GTPase activity; GTP binding. Gene Ontology annotation, biological process: ribosomal subunit export from nucleus. The transcript has 2 exons. Gene Ontology annotation, cellular component: cytosol. The coding region runs from base 1 to 2007 and encodes 668 amino acids.